GAGGUUCCCACGCGGUCUCGCAGCGGCUCUCUGAACGACUCACGGGGGAAGGCCCGGAACACGAUGAACAAACUGAACUUCCACAAUAACAGAGUCAUGCAAGACCGCCGCAGCAUCUGCAUUUUCCUCCCCAACGACGACUCCCUCAAUAUCAUCAUCAACGUUAAAAUUCUGUGCCAUGAACUGCUAGUUCAGGUGUGCGACCUGCUCCGACUGAAAGACUGUCACCUUUUCGGACUCAGCGUCAUACAGAAUAAUGAGCACGUCUACAUGGAAUUGUCCCAGAAGCUCUACAAAUACUGUCCAAAAGAGUGGAAGAAGGAAGCGAGCAAGGGUAUCGACCAGUUCGGCCCCCCAAUGAUCAUCCACUUCCGCGUGCAAUAUUAUGUGGAAAACGGCAGGCUGAUCAGCGACAGAACCGCCCGUUAUUAUUAUUACUGGCACCUGCGGAAGCAAGUCCUGCGUUCCCAAUGCAUGCUGCGCGAGGAGGCCUAUUUCCUGCUGGCGGCUUUCGCACUGCAGGCCGAUCUGGGCAACUUCAAAAGGAACAAGCACUUCGGGAAAUACUUCGAGCCUGAGUCGUACUUCCCUGCCUGGGUGGUUGCGAAGCGAGGGAAGGAGUAUAUCCUGAAGCACAUCCCCAUCAUGCACAAGGACCAGUGCGCACUGAGCGCCUCCGAAGCCCACCUGAAGUACAUCAAGGAGGCUGUGCGGCUGGACGACGUGGCCGUGCAUUACUAUAGGCUGUAUAAGGACAAAAAAGAAAUCGAGGCCUCUUUGACCCUUGGGCUCACCACGCGUGGGAUACAGAUAUUCCAGAACGUCAACAGUGAAAAGCAGCUGCUUUUCGACUUCCCUUGGACGAACGUUGGCAAGCUUGUCUUUGUGGGAAAGAGGUUCGAGAUCCUUCCCGACGGCUUGCCCUCGGCCCGCAAGCUCACCUAUUACACGGGCUGCCCGAUGCGCUCCCGGCACCUCCUGCAGCUGCUGAGCAACAGCCACCGCCUCUACAUGAACCUGCAGCCAGUCCUGAGACAGAUCCGGAAGCUAGAGGAGAAUGAAGAGAAGAAGCAGUACCGGGAGUCCUACAUCAGCGACGCCCUGGACCUUGACAUGGACCAGCUGGAGAAGCGGUCCCGCGCCAGCGGCAGCAGCUCUGGCAGUGUGAAGCACAAGCGCCUCUCCCGCCACUCCACCGCCAGCCACAGCAGCUCCCACACAUCCGGGAUCGAGGCCGACCCCAAGCCCCGGGACCGCGGGGCGGAGGACGACUUCCUGCCGGCCGCCAUUCACCGCAAACUGAGGGCCUGCAGCUCAAUGACCAGCCACGGCAGCUCACACACCUCCGGCGUGGAGAGUGGGGAAAAGGAGCGGCUGGAGGAGGACUCCCAAGAUGACGAAAUAGAAAUGUUGGUUGAUGACCCCCGGGACCUCGAGCCGACAAGCGAAACGUCUCUGGACGACGUUAGCCCCGACGUCUGCAUUUAUAUUACGGAGGACAUGCUGAUGGCCAGGAAGUUUAAUGGGCAUUCAGGUUUGGUUGUCAAAGAAGUCAGUUCGUCGACUUCCAGUUCUUCAGAGACGGUUGUGAAGCUUCGUGGCCAAAGCAUCGAUUCGUUGCCACAGACGGUCUGCCGAAAGCCAAAGACCUCCACCGACCGGCACAGCUUGAGCCUGGACGACAUCCGGCUGUACCAAAAAGACUUCCUGCGUCUGGCGUCUCUCUGCCAGGAGACGGCUCAGAGCUACACGUUCGGAUGCGGCCACGGACUGGCGGAAGAAGGCCUUUAUUGUAACGGCUGCCUGGCUCGGCAGUGCAUCAACAUCCAGGAUGCCUUCCCGGUCAAAAGAACCAGCAAAUACUUCUCUCUGGAUCUCGCUCACGAAGAAGUGCCGGAGUUUGUCGUCUGA
Molecule: messenger RNA, 1911 nt
Organism: Euleptes europaea (tarantolino)
Lineage: Eukaryota; Metazoa; Chordata; Lepidosauria; Squamata; Sphaerodactylidae
Gene: FRMD6
Product: FERM domain containing 6
Exons: 13
Coding region: 64-1911 (615 amino acids)
Biological process (GO): positive regulation of hippo signaling
Cellular component (GO): cytoskeleton; cytoplasmic side of apical plasma membrane
Source: RefSeq, a predicted model, not a curated record